AUGGCUGAGCCACGAUCUUCUUUCAAUAUGAAGCCUGAUGUUGAUGCCGUGGAGAAUGUCCUCAAGGAUCCUCAUCACGAGUCGCACGAUGCAUCUGGUACUGUCAACUUGUAUCAGGAUGGCACCGUUGUUUUGAUUCCGACACCGAGUCCUGAUCCCAAAGAUCCUCUGAACUUGCCUGUUUGGCGAAAGUAUAUGAUCAUCCUCAUCGUCGGCUUUUACUCCGGUAUAUCAGUUCUCGGUACAUCCGGUCUCGGUGCUGUAACUCCCGAACUACACCAGAUAUACCACAAUGACGACCCGAAACGCAUCACCGAUCUACUCACCUACCCAACCCUCUUCAUGGGUAUUGGCAACCUGUUUUCCAUGCCACUAGCCAACGCCGUCGGUCGCCGCCCUAUUUUUCUCUUCUCCGUCCUCCUCUUGACAGUAUCUGGUAUUUGGUGUGCGUGCUCAACGUCUCUCUCAAGUCACAUUGCCGGUCGAAACAUUUUUAGUUUGGCUGCAGGACAGAGUGAAGCUCUUGCGCCUUUGAUCGUGCAAGAAGUCCACUUCCUUCAUCAACACGGUGUCAAGCUGUCCUACUUUGUCGGUGUGCAAAAUACCCUGACUGCCGCUCUCUUUACUGCGACUACGUACAUUGUUCCCACUAUUGGACUGCCUUGGUGGUAUGGUAUCAUGACCAUUAUCAACGGAUGCACUAUGAUAGUGUCAUUUUUCUUCUUGGCCGAGACACGCUUCGAUCGUCCUGAAGACGCCUCUGAGGGAGCUGUUCAUCUGAGACUGGACAAGAACGGUGACGUUGCUCGGGAAGGCACCAACGAAGUCUUAUUCCAAGUCACCACUCGCCAAGGCGUCGUCCUCCAGCCGGAGAAGUUUGGCGAGAGAACCUUCCGCGAUGAUAUCCGUCUCUUCCACGGCAAAUUCGACUGGAUGAGUGCUCUUCACUUCUACAAGGAUGUUGCCCAGUCUCUCAUUCUACCGCCCAUUCUUUGGAUCUUCAUUCUCAACGGUGCUUUCUUGGGUCUUUACAUUUACCAGGCAUCCACCUUUGCACAGAUCCUUGUGAUGCCACCUUAUGGUUUCAGUCCAGAGCUUCUUGGCUGGGUGCAGCUUGUCCAGAUUGUGGACUGUCUUAUUGCUGUGCCUAUUCUUGGUUACGGUUCUGAUGUGAUCUGCAAGUUUAUGAGUCGUCGAAAUGGCGGCGUCUUUGAGCCCGAAUACCGUCUACUCACCCUCAUCAUCCCAGCUGCUGCUGCUAUCAUUUCGGCCAUCUUCUACGGUCGUGCAGCAGCCAACCCCAAUGACUACCGCUGGAUUGCUAUCGUGGCCUGCUACCAUCUUGGCUUCUUUGCCUUCCUUGGAGCAAACUUGGUCGGUAUUACUUUCGUUAUGGACAGUUACCCCAAUAAGUCUGGACCUCUGCUCCUCGUUGUCUGUGCCGGUAGAGGCUUUGUCUCGUUUGGCUUGAGUUAUGCCACUGUCCCUUCGAUUGAGUCUCUGGGCUAUGAUGGGGCCAUGAACAUUCUGGCCAUCAUUUGUGGUGUAUUGAGUGGUCUGGGAAUAGUCAUGUACUUCAUUGGAAAGCGCGUUCGCGAAUGGGCUCGAAGGACUAUCUGGCCCAAGGCUCACGAGGAAUAA
Molecule: messenger RNA, 1641 nt
Organism: Fusarium venenatum
Lineage: Eukaryota; Fungi; Ascomycota; Sordariomycetes; Hypocreales; Nectriaceae
Product: major facilitator superfamily domain-containing protein
Biological process (GO): transmembrane transport
Cellular component (GO): plasma membrane
Molecular function (GO): transmembrane transporter activity
Source: RefSeq, a predicted model, not a curated record